CCAGCAACUCGCCAUGGGUGGCUGCUUCUCCAAGCCCAAGCCAGUGGAGCUCAAGAUCGAAGUGGUGCUGCCCGAGAAGGAGCGGGGCAAGGAGGAGCUGUCAGCCAGCGGGAAGGGCAGCCCCCGGGCCUACCAGGGAAAUGGCACGGCCCGCCACUUCCACGCUGAGGAGCGCCUGCCCGCCACACACCCCUACCCUGGCACUCAGGACUGCAUUGAGGCUGCUGUCUGCCAUGUCAAGGACCUUGAGAAUGGCCAGAUGCGGGAAGUGGAGCUGGGCUGGGGAAAGGUGUUGCUGGUGAAGGACAACGGGGAGUUUCAUGCCUUGGGCCACAAGUGUCCCCACUAUGGUGCACCCCUGGUGAAAGGUGUGCUGUCCCGAGGUCGGGUACGCUGUCCCUGGCAUGGCGCCUGCUUCAACAUCAGCACUGGGGACCUAGAGGAUUUCCCUGGCCUGGACAGUCUGCACAAGUUCCAGGUGAAGAUUGAGAAGGAGAAAGUGUACGUCCGGGCCAGCAAGCAGGCCUUGCAGCUGCAGCGAAGGACCAAGGUGAUGGCCAAGUGUAUCUCUCCGAGUGCUGGCCACAGCGGCAGCACCAACGUGCUCAUUGUGGGCGCAGGUGCAGCUGGCUUGGUGUGUGCAGAGACACUGCGGCAGGAGGGCUUCUCAGACAGAAUUGUCCUGUGCACGCUGGACCGACACUUCCCCUAUGACCGACCCAAGCUCAGCAAGUCCCUGGAAUCACAGUCCGAGCAACUGGCCCUGAGGCCCAAGGAGUUCUUCCGAGCCUAUGGUAUUGAGGUUCUCAUGGAGGCUCAGGUGGUCACAGUGGAUGUGAGAAACAAGAAGGUCGUGUUCAAGGAUGGCUUCAAGCUCGAGUACAGCAAGCUGCUGCUGGCACCAGGGAGCAGCCCUAAGACCCUGAGCUGCAAAGGCAAAGAGGUGGAAAAUGUGUUCACCAUUCGCACACCUGAAGAUGCCAAUCGUGUGGUGAGGCUGGCCAGGGGCCGGAACGUGGUGGUCGUGGGAGCUGGCUUCCUAGGAAUGGAGGUGGCUGCCUAUCUGACUGAGAAGGCCCACUCCGUGUCUGUGGUGGAGCUGGAGGAAACGCCCUUCAGGAGGUUCCUGGGGGAGCGUGUUGGUCGUGCCCUCAUGAAGAUGUUUGAGAGCAAUCGUGUCAAGUUCUACAUGCAGACAGAGGUCUCAGAGUUGCGGGCCCAGGAGGGAAAGCUGAAGGAGGUCGUGCUGAAGAGCAGUAAGGUUGUGCGGGCUGACGUCUGCGUGGUGGGCAUUGGUGCAGUUCCUGCCACCGGCUUCUUGAGGCAGAGCAGCAUUGGUUUGGAUUCCCGAGGCUUCAUCCCUGUCAACAAGAUGAUGCAGACCAACAUCCCAGGUGUGUUUGCCGCUGGAGAUGCUGUCACCUUCCCCUUGGCCUGGAGGAAUAAUCGGAAAGUGAAUAUCCCACACUGGCAGAUGGCUCAUGCCCAGGGGCGCGUGGCGGCCCAGAACAUGCUAGCACAGGAGGCAGAGAUCAGCACCGUGCCCUACCUGUGGACUGCAAUGUUUGGCAAGAGCCUGCGUUAUGCAGGGUAUGGAGAAGGCUUCGAUGACGUCAUCAUCCAGGGGGAUCUGGAAGAGCUGAAGUUCGUGGCUUUUUACACCAAAGGUGACGAGGUGAUAGCUGUGGCCAGCAUGAACUAUGAUCCCAUCGUGUCCAAGGUGGCAGAGGUGCUGGCCUCAGGCCGUGCCAUUCGGAAGCGGGAGGUGGAGCUGUUUGUGCUACACAGCAAGACUGGCGACAUGUCCUGGCUCACAGGGAAAGGAUCCUGAGCUCACAUGAAGUGGACUUGGGCAGGCAUGCUGAGACACCAGGGACAAAAGCAGAGCCCUGGGGGCAGGUGCCAACCUCCAAUUUCCCAGGAUUCCCCAGGGCAAAACAUGAGCCCUCCCAGAGCUUGCCUUCCACUACUUGGCUACCCUUCAGGGAGGCCUCCGCUGCCUCCAGGAGAUACUCACCCCCCACAAAGGCCUUGACUGCCACCCACGGUGAUGGGUGGGAGUGGAGGCAGGAUAGCCUUGCCUCUUACCCCUCUAUUGGGACUAGUCCCCUGUAGGGCCCUGCAACGUACUAGACAUUGUCUUAAAAUUAAAAUGCACACAU
This is a messenger RNA of Talpa occidentalis (Iberian mole), 2162 nucleotides long. RefSeq names its product apoptosis inducing factor mitochondria associated 3 (gene AIFM3). Gene Ontology annotation, molecular function: flavin adenine dinucleotide binding; oxidoreductase activity, acting on NAD(P)H; 2 iron, 2 sulfur cluster binding. Gene Ontology annotation, cellular component: mitochondrion; cytoplasm. The transcript has 20 exons. The coding region runs from base 14 to 1831 and encodes 605 amino acids. Lineage: Eukaryota; Metazoa; Chordata; Mammalia; Eulipotyphla; Talpidae. The record is from RefSeq and is a predicted model, not a curated record. Gene Ontology annotation, biological process: execution phase of apoptosis.